CUUGCACUCAGUACCGAAUCAAACCCUCAUCCAAAUAAAACCAUCUAGCAGGUUUCACAAUAAUGGCAAAAUCUACAAUCAUCGUUCUCGUCUCUGCCCUUUGCUUCUUAUCCUUCCUAGGCUUGGCUUGUGCCAAAGACCGCUUCGUAGUGGAGGGCACCGUUUACUGUGACACAUGUCGCCUCCAGUUCCUCACCAAGCUCUCCGAGUUCCUCGAAGGUGCUACCGUCCGUGUUGAGUGUUCACAAGUUGACAACAGCAAGAACGUGACAUUCAGCAAAGAGGCUAUAACAGAUGCAUCGGGGACAUACAGAGUGGAGGUGGACGGAGACCACGAGGAAGACACGUGCGAGGUUGUGCUUGUGAAGAGUCCUAGGGGUGAUUGUUCGGAGAUAGACCGCGAGUCUCACCUGCAACAAGCAGCAAGAGUGAGCAUCACGAAGAACAGUGGAAUAGUGUCCCCAAUGCGCCAGGCCAACCCUCUUGGUUUCCUCAAGAAGGAGCGUCUCCCUGGUUGCCUUGACCUGCUCAAGGAGCUUGGAAUCAACGAAGAUGGCACCCCCAUAUAAACAAAACAUUCAAGGCUUCUGUUAGCACUUUCAAAGGAUCGCUCCAUCUUUUCCUUUUCUCCUUGUAGCUUUAAUUAGGAUCAAGAUGUGAGCUAGAACCAAUAAUAGUAAUAAUAUAUAAUAAUAAUUAUGAGUGGGAUGCGGUAGAGGGAGUUUUUCUUAUAGACUUUAAACAAGUCUUCAAAGGAUCCUUUGGCUUGUAGUACUCUCUCAUUUUCGUACUUAAUUAAUUGGUGGAGUUUAUAUAUAUAUAUAUAUAUAUGGUGACUGAUAUCUGUUUUUCGUUUCA
Molecule: messenger RNA, 858 nt
Organism: Cajanus cajan (pigeon pea)
Lineage: Eukaryota; Viridiplantae; Streptophyta; Magnoliopsida; Fabales; Fabaceae
Product: olee1-like protein
Source: RefSeq, a predicted model, not a curated record